Drosophila ficusphila is the source of this 2011-nucleotide messenger RNA. It is a transcript of the gene PRL-1, whose product is annotated as protein tyrosine phosphatase type IVA 1. Gene Ontology annotation, cellular component: nucleus. Bases 326 to 856 code for a protein of 176 amino acids. Lineage: Eukaryota; Metazoa; Arthropoda; Insecta; Diptera; Drosophilidae. Gene Ontology annotation, molecular function: protein tyrosine phosphatase activity. The record is from RefSeq and is a predicted model, not a curated record. The transcript is spliced from 4 exons. Gene Ontology annotation, biological process: protein dephosphorylation.
AAAUUAAAAAAUUAACAUAAUUUUACUUAAAUAAUACAUUAGGUUUGUGUUUCGGUGUAAAACAUUUAAGCAUACGAUACAAAACGGAGUUAAUUAUAUUUAUAUUUAUUUUUUAUACAUAACUUUAACUUAAACAGAAUUCAAUUGUAAGCCUCUAACACGCUGAAUUUUUAAUCUAGAAAUCAAAUUACUUCCGCUAAAAAAACCAAUCAAAUCUUUGUGAAAACCAAACAAAAAACACCUCAAGAUUGUAAGAAAGUAACAGACUUAACAUAAGUGCACACGAGUCAGAUUAACUCCUUCAGAACUGCUUUUGUAAUUGUUUAUGAGCAUCACCAUGCGUCAAAAAGAUCUGCGCCCAGCCCCCGCUCUAAUUGAGUACAAGGGCAUGAAGUUCCUAAUCACCGAUCGACCAUCAGACAUAACAAUUAACCAUUACAUUACGGAGCUAAAAAAGAACAAUGUCAACACUGUGGUGCGUGUGUGCGAGCCCAGCUAUAAGACCGACGAGCUCGAGACACAAGGCAUUUCUGUCAAGGACCUGGCCUUUGAGGACGGCACCUUCCCGCCUCAACAAGUCGUUGAUGAGUGGUUUGAGGUCUUAAAGGAUAAAUACCAACAGAAUCCAGAGGCUUGCGUUGCCGUUCAUUGCGUGGCUGGUUUGGGACGAGCUCCUGUCCUGGUUGCCUUGGCACUGAUUGAAUUGGGCUUGAAAUAUGAGGCAGCAGUGGAAAUGAUUAGAGAUAAACGACGUGGCGCCAUCAAUGCCAAGCAGCUAUCCUUUUUGGAAAAAUACAAGCCAAAGGCGCGACUAAAGCACAAAAAUGGCCAUAAGAAUUCAUGUUCUGUGCAAUAGAUUUCCAAAACCAUAUGUAUAUUCCCACCAGAUAAAAAGUGUUCAUUUUUUCAAAAACAAAAAAAAGCAAGCGGAUAGGAAAGCAAGUAAAGAAAUAUGAAUUGAUAGGCAACAAAAUGAGAGAUGAGUACUACAGAGACCCCAAAAAUAUAUAGACAGAGAAAUUAAAUCCCAGCCCAGUAAUUAUUAAUUCCUCAAAUCUCAAAUUGAAAUGUAUUGGCAACAAUUGUGUAAUUUGUAUGUAAUAAUUAAUGUAAUUUAAUGUUAUUUUACCAUUUGAUUCAGUCACUCCUACACAAGUUAAAAAGAGUAUAAUUUUGUACCUAAAGCAUAUAAAAACAGACUUAUACGCAAAUACUUAAUUAUGAGCGACCCAUAUACCCCAUUAAAUGGUUGUAGAAGGCUCGUCGAGUAAAAAACAGUUGUUCUGGAGCAACCUAUUCUGAUAUAAAUAAAUCAAAUGUAAAACAGAAAAUCAGCAAACAAAAGGAAUUACUGCAAAAAUUAUUCAGAGAGCUAACUAGAAAAAGUGUAGGGUGAGGAAAAAAUAUCUACUUAACAGUCAUAAGCAAAAAUCACGGAACAAUGUACUUAAUCGUAUAUUAGUUUGGAUCUUAGCCCUGAAUAUCUGCUUUAUUUCUAUUUUACUGUUUUUCUUUUUUAUAUAAUGUGGGCACUUUAUAGCUAGCAACGAAGCAAAGCAUAUAUUGAUAUAUGUAGUUAUUUGAUUUUAAACUUUCAUUAUGAAAAAUAAAUUCAUUUACAUUAAAACUUUUUUAAUAUGCUAAAGACAUUGCUAAUUUGAACACUACAAUACCAAUCAGCCUCGCACAUAUAUGCAUAACUUCUUGUACAUAUAUGUGUGAAAUAUAUAUAAAUGUAUAAUAGCGCUACAAAGUUUUACAUUAAUGACUACAUACAUUCAAACUCAAUAAUUGCGAGCAGCAACCAAGUAAAUAACAAAUUUCUUCAAAACCAGCAGCGAUAAAAAAAAAAAAAAUUGAGAAAAUGAACAUGAAAAAAAAUUAAACCUUAUUGUAAACAACAAAUUAACAAAUUAUAGUGUGUGAGAAGAAGGCGAUGCAAAAGCACGAAGAAAAUACACAAGCCGAAAAUAAAAACAAAAAUAAUGCUUACAAAAUAAUUUAUCCAAAA